CUGGAAGAAGACCAAGUAGUGGGACUAUAAAAAGGGAGGAGUUCACAUCUCCUCCACAGAUCUCUCUCCUCACAGGGUUGAUUAAAAGUCAUUUUUUCUCCGUGUUCACGAUGCGUCUUUGUGCAGCUCUGAUCCUGUGUGUGAUUCUGUCCACAGCAUGUGGACUAAAAUGCUACACAUGUGUGUCUGUUGAUCCUCGAGCCUGCACACAUAUGACAACCUGUCCUGCACUCCUGGACCAAUGUUUCUCCCUGAAUUUGACUGGUGUCAUCAAUAAGGGUUGUCGAAAAACUAUAAACUGUGUAAGACCCGUAUCUUGCUGUGGAGAGGACUUGUGUAACAGUGCCGUGCUCACUGGUCCCAGAGUCACCCUCCUGCUGGUGUCCUCAGCCAUCACCUCACUCUUUCUCUGACGCUCUGGAGCCUCCGCUGAGAAUGUUUAACUUUCCCUAUCGCCUUUUUGGAACAUUUAGAACAACAAUAUAUUAAACCUAAAGAUUUAUGGAAAUGCGACUACAAUAUUAUUGACUGUUAAUUUGCUAAUUUCCUCAGGUCAUACGCUACUAUUACUGCAAAAACUAGCUUUGAUUUCAAAUCCUACAGAUCGUAUGAGCAAUCAUAAGAUAAACAAUACAUUAUAUUAUUUACUAGUUGACUCGAAGGAUUAUUGAAACCAGCAAACAACAAUAUUUUAGACUUGCUUGCUUCAUCUUCAGAUAAAAAUAAGCUGGUCCCAAUGUAUCAAAAUUUGACAUGUUUUAUUAUUUGUGGAUAAAUUUCAAACUGCCAAUUUAGAACUGUGUCUUUUUUAAAUAGCGCUUUAAUUUCGCAACUUUAGUAUUAUUUCUGUGUGUGCGAUUUGUUCAUAAUUUCGAUAAUAAAAGAGUUGUGUGAAGAUUGGA
Molecule: messenger RNA, 902 nt
Organism: Pleuronectes platessa (European plaice)
Lineage: Eukaryota; Metazoa; Chordata; Actinopteri; Pleuronectiformes; Pleuronectidae
Product: lymphocyte antigen 6G
Exons: 3
Coding region: 111-413 (100 amino acids)
Source: RefSeq, a predicted model, not a curated record